Macrosiphum euphorbiae (potato aphid) is the source of this 813-nucleotide messenger RNA. NCBI's taxonomy places the organism in Eukaryota, Metazoa, Arthropoda, Insecta, Hemiptera, Aphididae. The record is from the annotation of a GenBank genome assembly.
AUGCCUAAACCAUCUGAAGAAGUAUGGAGAGAAUCGGAAAAAGGUUUUCGUGAAAAAUGGAAUUUUCCUAACGCGAUUGCUGCCAUUGAUGGGAAACACGUGUUGAUACAGGCACCACCGCACAGUGGAUCAAAUUAUUUUUGUUAUAAAAAACACUUUAGUACGGUGCUAUUAGCCUUAGUGGAUGCAAAUUAUAAAUUCAUAGUCGUAGAUAUUGGGGCUUUUGGUAAAAACUCUGAUGCUAGCAUUUUGCGAAAUUCUAAUUUGGGUAAAGGCUUACAGAAUGGAACUCUAAAUAUACCUUCACCAAAAAUACUACCCGGGGGCAGUGACGUAUUACCUCACGUCAUAAUUGGUGAUGAAGCUUUCCCAUUAUGCACGAAUUUGAUGCGACCAUACUCACGCGACGAUGCACAAAGAAACGAAGAAAAAAAAGUGUUUAACUAUCGGUUGAGUCGUGCUAGAAACACUGUGGAAAAUACGUUUGGAAUAUUGGCACGGAAAUUUAGAAUUUUCGAACGUAAGUUGUCUAUGUCUCAAGAACACAUUGUGUCAACCCUGAUUGUGAGUGUUGUAAUGGCUACAUGUUGCUUGCACAACUUUCUAAGAAAUGACACGUGUCACUGGACAGAAAAUGAUUUGAAUAUUUCUAUUUCCAACAUGAGAGGACUGCAAGACUUAAGAAAUAUAGGUGGAAAUUCGAAAACAGAUGCUUUAGCAGUUAGGGAUGGUUUCAAAAGUUAUUUUAAUUCAGCAGCAGGGUCAGUAGAAUGGCAAUUAAGGAGAGUUCGAGCUGGAAGGAGGUUCACGUGA